Molecule: messenger RNA, 2095 nt
Organism: Micropterus salmoides (largemouth bass)
Lineage: Eukaryota; Metazoa; Chordata; Actinopteri; Centrarchiformes; Centrarchidae
Gene: utp18
Product: UTP18 small subunit processome component
Exons: 13
Coding region: 137-1738 (533 amino acids)
Biological process (GO): rRNA processing
Cellular component (GO): small-subunit processome; Pwp2p-containing subcomplex of 90S preribosome
Molecular function (GO): protein binding
Source: RefSeq, a predicted model, not a curated record
AAGCACAUGAAGAAAACACGGCUGUGCAGCACAUGUGCAAACAUUAGCUCCUGAGUGAAAAACAUUAAGGCUUCGCACGUUUAUAGAGAUUAAAUCUGUAGAAUUCUGUUAGGAGUUUGGUUCGCGUCUGAACAACAUGGAGGACGUGAUCAAGCUGCCGGAGACGGAGGACAGAGGAGCGGCCAAGAAGAGGAGUCGACCUGCGAAGUCCGAGCCGGAGGAAGAGGAACAGAAGCGGCAGAAAAACGUGAAGAGGCUGGCGGUGCUGGGAGAGAAGGACAGCUCGGUGAAGCUGCUGGAGGAGCUGGUGUUCGGGGCGGAGGACGAGCUGCUGGAGAGACUCGUGGAGGAGGACGAGGAGCAGGCUGGCAGCCUAUUGGUGGAGGACAAAGAAGACAAGGAGGAGUCGUGUGACUCGGAGGCCGAGGACGCGGCUCGUCUGCAGCGCCGGCCGGCCGGAGAAGCCGCCUGGGUGGAUGAGGAUGACGAGCUGGAGGAAGAGGUGGACAUGAAGCACCGUUACCGUAGAGACCUGAUGAGAGGGGAGGCGGAGUCCACCAUGUCCAAUCAGAGACUGCAGCAGAGGAUGAGAGAGCAGUUUCAGAAGUCGAUGGGAGGAACUCCAUCGUGGGCGGACAGCAACGCCAAGAAGAAGAAGAAGAAGAAAGCUGAUGAUGAUGAUGACGAUGAGGAGGAGGAUGAAGAGGAUGACGACCUGCUGAGGAGGACAGGAAACUUCGUGGCGUCUUCAGACAGUCUGCCCAGUGGCGUCCUGAGGAUGAAGAAAUGUCUUCACGCCAACAGCGCCCGUCCGUCAGAGGACAGGCUGACCACGGUCCAGUUCCACCCCUCCGCUCAGGUCGUCAUGACGGCCGGCCUCGACCAAUCGGUCUCCCUCUUCCAGGUGGACGGGAAGACGAACCCGAAGAUCCAGAGCAUCCACCUGGAGCGGUUCCCCGUCCACAGGGCGCAGUUCAGCCGCGACGGCGAGACGGUGAUCGCCACCAGCCUGAAGAACAAGAUGUUCUACCUGUACGACAUGAUGGAGGGCCGCGUCACACCUGUCCACACUGUCAGAGGUCUGAAUGAAGCCCGGGUGAAGGAGUUCUCUGUGUGUCCUGAAGGAGGCGCUCUGCUGCUCACGGGAACCAACGGAUACCUGCACCUCCUCACGCUCAAGACGAAGGAGGUGGUUCGCAGUAUGAAGGUGAACGGUGACGUCAGCGGCGUCGCCUUCUCUCACGACGGCAGCAAAGUCUUCGCCAACUCAGAGGAGGGGGAGGUGUACGUGUGGGACACGCGCAGCAGCCGGUGUCUGAACAGGUUUACAGACGAAGGCUGCGUGAAGGGAACGUCCAUCGCCGCCUCGCGCAACGGACGGUACCUCGCCUGCGGCUCUCAGUCGGGCGUGGUCAACGUGUACGCCCAGGAGGCGUGUCUAAAUUCAGCCAAUCCCAAGCCUCUGAAGGCGGUGAUGAACCUGCUGACCUCAGCGACCUCUCUGGCCUUUAACCCCUCGUCGGAGAUCCUGGCCAUCGCCUCCCGAGCCGAGGACGAGGCCGUACGCCUGGUCCACCUGCCCAGCUUCACUGUCUUCUCAAACUUCCCCGUCGCUAAGAAGAAGAUUGUUUAUCGAACCAGCUGCCUCGACUUCUCUCCACACAGCGGCUUCUUCUCAUUGGCCAACAACAAAGGACACGCCCCUCUGUUCAGGUUGCUUCAUUACAAAGACUUCUGAAGAGGAAGUCUGGAGGCUGAAGCGUCAGGAACAGAACGUCUUUGAAGGACUAGUCCUCUGUUAGUUUGUUCAUGUUGUAGCUGCCUCUUCCCUUCAAUUAAACAAAUACAGGGAACGGAUCUGCAGGAGAUGGAGGCUGACAGGAUUUGUAGUUCCUGGGGCUAAAACAUGAAAAGUUCCCUGUGGAGUCUGGCACAGACGCCGACCAACGGACUGAACGUGGAUCACUGAUGUGACGGAGAGGUGUUGUGUAGAGACUCUUACAGAAUCAAAACCAGAUAAAACACCUGAAUCUGCCCACAUAUUUGUUGUUUAUUAUUUGUACGAAGUGAUUUUAUAAAAGAACAAACCGUUCAA